Molecule: messenger RNA, 1233 nt
Organism: Pygocentrus nattereri (red-bellied piranha)
Lineage: Eukaryota; Metazoa; Chordata; Actinopteri; Characiformes; Serrasalmidae
Gene: vhl
Product: von Hippel-Lindau tumor suppressor
Exons: 3
Coding region: 287-805 (172 amino acids)
Source: RefSeq, a predicted model, not a curated record
GAUUACGUAAUCAAAACAAACUUGAGGCACGUACUGAACGUAGUCUGUACUUCAGACUCCUGUGAGUCGCUAGACUUAUUUGGCCUUUAUUAUCGUUAUAUAUUUAUUGUUGUUUUACUUUUGUGUAUUUCUUGCGUUAUAAAGGAACCUUCUUUUAGGUGUAAGCAAAUAGUUUGUGUACUUUGUGAGCGGUUACUGAGGUCCGUCUCUUGGCCAGCUGGCUGGCCUGCUGUUGGUCAGAUAGUGUUAACGUUCAGGCAGGCAGGUAUCGGGGUGGAGGUUCACCAUGCCCCAGCCUCAGCAGCCCGUGGGGAGGCAGCAGCCGCUCCCGCUGGUCCGCUCGUUGAUCAGUCGCCUCCAGGCCCAUGUGGUGUUCUGUAACCGGACUCCUCGAACCGUGAAGCUCGUCUGGAUCAACUUUAACGGAGAGCCGCAGUCCUACGGAGACCUGCAGCCGCUGACGGGGAGGAGGGUGACUACUUAUGUGGGGCAUCCCUGGAUGUUUCGUGAUUCUGAGUCUGAUGAUCCCCUCUUGGUGAACAAUAAGGAGAUGUACUUACCCAGUGCAUCGGAAAAUGGCCAGGUGUCACUGGCCAACAUCACAUUACCAGUGUUCUCGCUGCGAGAGCGCUGUCUGCAGGUGGUGAGGAAGCUGGUGCGUAGUGAAGAUUUCCCUCGCUUAGAAAUUGCUCGCACUCUACAAGAUGAACUUGCUCAGAAACCCAGCAUCCGUGCUGACCUGCAGCGCAUCAGCCGGAGAGUGGAGCAAAAACUACUGGAGAACAGAGAAGCACAAAACACGUGAAUUUGUCAAAGGCUAUCUUUAUUACUGUGUAUAUUUAUUAGCUAUACAUGCAUUCAGAACACAUGCUGUCCUAGAAGAUGGCAUUAUUUUAUUGAAUAAAAUGGACAGUGUAAAUUUUUAUUUGAAAGCUCAGUGUAAUUGUGCGGUGUACUUGUCUUUGCAGAGCACCCAUUUUCACUUGCCUUUGGACACGUAUCAUUGUUCCUCUUGCUGCUCUGUUUCUAUCCAACCAGUUUAUGUAAACACAUGUUUUAAAUGUUAAGUCCAUGAUUAAAGCCAGCAACAGGCCAGGUAGUUUGCCUGAAUGGAGGUAGGUAUGUGGUAAUAGUGGAUGAUAGACCUUUGUAAUAGUGUUGUACUUCAGAAACUUCACUAAAUAAUUGAUUAUAUUUACUUGUUGUAACCAAUAAAACAGCUUUAUUUUCAAA